Molecule: messenger RNA, 14374 nt
Organism: Motacilla alba alba
Lineage: Eukaryota; Metazoa; Chordata; Aves; Passeriformes; Motacillidae
Gene: NCOR1
Product: nuclear receptor corepressor 1
Exons: 47
Coding region: 6518-14122 (2534 amino acids)
Biological process (GO): negative regulation of transcription by RNA polymerase II
Molecular function (GO): nuclear thyroid hormone receptor binding; transcription corepressor activity
Source: RefSeq, a predicted model, not a curated record
GUAUCAAGUCGGUUGCAGUUAGGCAGGAUUCGAGGUGGAUGUAUGAACUGUCAGUGGUAGACAGGCUCAAGUAAGCAAGUAGAUAUUGUGAACAAUGUGUUGUCCAAAAUCUGCUUCUUGGUGUCUCACAGAUAUGGUUUGAACAAGUCUGUUGCCUUUUCAUGACUCUAAAUAUUGGUGUAACCUGGGACAACUUACUACAGUGAGGAUGUCUAGUCUUGAUUUUUGUGGCAGUAUUCUUUUAUUAAAUUUCAUACAGCACUAUAGUUAUGAACUGUUUGAGCUCAGCUAGGGAUUCUUAUCCUAGGCAGGAUGAUUUGAGAGGUAAAAUCCAGUGCAAUUGUAACAAAAGCUGCUGGUGCUAAGUGGGAUGGCACAGUGUAAGUGCCUGAAGAAGUGGACACAGUUAUGUCACUGCACACAAGGACCGUGCGGCUCUGUUGCAGUUUUGCACUGGAAUUUUUUUCUGCAGAAUGUUGUUAUUCCUGAUUAACUAAACAACCUUGACAUUUGGAAAGGAAGUCUGGAAUAUUUGAAGUGGAUUUCUAGUUAGCUGAAAUGUGGUGGCUUGCGUUGAGGGAUGAAAGAGCUUCGUGCUUAGCCCAGGGAUUCAAAAGUUCAGGGGAAAGAAGCCAACUGCAGUGACCCUUUUUUGUGAAAGCGUGGUUAAUUUUUUCUUUACGUCACUUUUCUUUGUGAUAUGGUAUGGGCUGCUGAAGAAAGAGAGUUCUUUUGUGAUUUAUGUGCAGGGUAAUUUGUUUGAAAUACACUGUUUGAUGUUGGUCACUAAAAUACCUAAACUUGUUGCUGAAAUGAGGGAAAGAGCAGCGUUUUGGAAUCUUCUUUCUCAGAGUUAUAAUGUGCUUUUUAACGCGUGGAGAGGAUGUUACAAGUGUUUGCUUCCACAUGUGUUGCUUCUCUCUAGCUUCUUUAUCAUUGCAGCCAUCAAUUAAAAGUAACUCUCCAGGCUGAAAUGACAUGCACAGAGUCAGAAUAUAUUCAUUUUGCUACGUUGUGCUGCUGCUGUUUUGUUUUGAAUACACUUUGUCUCUUACAACCGCUCAUUUUAGUUGCUCUUUCGGGGCAGACAUGUUUUUCCUUGCCAUCUAAAAGGAUCUACAAAACUCCCUCAAAAACUGUGGUAGAAGUAGGGACAGACCCUAAAUCUCCUUUCCAAUUCCUCCCUCAGGUCCCUUUGCACAGUCCUUGUGCUCCUCUGACUGCAUCUUCUGAGUUAUUUCAUUUCUCAGCUGCAGCAUGAAUGAGAGAUGCUCGCAGGGAAGGGAAGCUGCCUCUGCUUCAGCUGCUGUUAAAUGCAUGAAAACAACUGAAGAAAACCUGUAGUAGAGAACAAUAUUUCUUAUAAAUAAGAAAUUUAUACUCUUUCAAAGCUCUCUGCAAAAGUUCUGGUGAAAUGUUUUAUUCCUCUGUAUGGCCUUUUGCCUAGAAAAUGAUUUAAAGGAAGGCUUUCUUGGCUGAUUGAAAAUACUGUUUAGAGUUCCGGUGUGUGUAGUGACUUACGUUGAGGAUUUUAGCAAUUGUUGGGGCUGGAAGGGGUCUGUUCCUCGUGCAGGUGCAGUGCAGCACAGAACAAUCUCAAGAACAGACCUGUAACCAGACAGUGGUUUCAUAAUGCAAGCAAACGUUUCCUGGAUGCCAGGCUUGAGCUCUUCAAGUCAUUUAUGUUCUUUAGUCAAAUCUGAAUCAGUGUUUCCAUGUUGGGCUAUUAACUGAGCAUGGUACCUUCACUCCCUACUGCAACUGGUCCAGAUAAAAAUUCUGACCUAUGCAGCACUGCUGUCUGUAAAUAUUUACUUUGUGAUACUUCUAAAUCAUGCAAAUAGCCAGGACAGUGCUGAAUGUAUCUUCCGUUUCAGUGUCUCUCUCCUUCAGUGAUUCUCCCUCUAGUAAUGAACUGCUGUGAGGUUCCCUUUCCCUUCCCUGCUCCUUCGGCGCUCUCCCACCCUCUGCUGAACACAGCUGGGCCUGCUGGGGCUCUGCUCGGUGAGCUGGGUGAGACAGAGGGCUCAGUCUUACCUUGGAGCUGUGUUUCUUCCCAGUAUCCUCAGAGAUAUUCCCAUGUCCUUGCCCAGCUCUACAUCUAAACCACUCGUAGUGUUGCCCCUCCCAGACUGUCUUCAUGGACCUUUAUUUUUGCUUCAGGCUCGAGGAAGAUGUUGGUCUUUGUGGCUUUGAAGUCAGCAGCUUCACCUGUUCAGGAUUGCAAAGGUUACUGCAAAAUUUAAGAUAUUCUCUUGGUACUAAGACGCAUCAACCCUCUCUGAAAAAAUCCUGUUGUUCAUAAAUUUCAGCAGUAAAAAAAUGCAGAAAUGAAUGUUUCAUGCAGAUUUCCUGGACAAACUGUUGUCCAGGACUUAAAAACUCUGUGUGUGUUGAGUGACUGCUCUUGGGUAAAAGUGAAAAUGAAAAUACAGUCACAAAGGUGUUGAGGAAAAGGACGCCUAUAAACGAGGAGGGAUGAUGUUCAGUGUAAAACAUGCUUUAUUUGCUCAUGCCUCGUGCUGCAGGGAAAGGCCGUUUGGGUAAUUCUCUUUGGUGUCCUCACCGUGUCAGAGGGCUCUUGUCCUGUGGGAGCUGCAGACAGCCCAGAGCACUCCCUGCCUGUGGGGCACACAGCUCCACGUGCAGCUCUGCUGGGCUUCCUGGGCACGGCCCGCGGCUGCCUGCAGGAGCAAAUGCUCUCCUGAAGGGAUUAAAAUGCGUUCACGUUUCAGGGAACACGGCUAACAAAUGUGAAUAUAAAUCAGCUGCAAAACCGACUGAUUCCUGUCCUGUUUGUCAGUGCACAGAGUUAACGCACAAGUUCAUGACAAGUUCAAGUGCUGCUCAGCAAACGAGGCAGGUGUAUGAUUUCAGAGCAGCUGCACUCUUCACCUCAUUAAUAGUAUUUUGGGGCAAAAUGAUGAAUUACUGUAAGUCAAAAAAAUUGUAUAUACCCCAGAGAGUUUUGUUUCAUCAGGUUCAUGUUUUUCAACUCUUGUUCUGUUUUAAUUCUGUCUGAAAUGCUGGGUUUGCAGAGAAGGGAUGUUUGUAAAGUGGGAAUUCUCCCAUAUAAUCAUUACAACUUCAUGGUUUAGCUGUCUUGGAAUGUUGUAUCCAGAACCUGUCAUAAUAAAUAUCACUUAGUUGUUCCAUUUUAUCCUUUAUUUGUAUAGGUGCUAAUGUUUCUCUACAGUCUCAAAGAUCAGACCUAAACAUAUCUAGAACCUUGAAGUUCUGGGUUGGUUUUGGGUUUUGUUACUCCAGAUCUAAAGGAUUAUUUAUACCACUCCUAGUUCGAGAUCUCUUUCAUUCCCUGCCUUUUUUUGUGGCUUGGAGGCAGUUGUACCACUCCCAAUGGGAGUUAUUUCUUUAUAUAUUGUUGCAUUUCCUGUGAAAUAGAGUAUCUUAAAUGUAAUCCUAAAUGUAGUGGCAGUAAACUUUGUUUCCAGGAGGCCCCGGUGCAUUUCCUGUGGAGUAUCAGAAUGGAACAAGUCAUUGUUUUUAAGAUACAGUUUAAAAAAAUGUUAUUUUAGCCUUUCUGUACUUUUUAGUUAAAAUCUAGACUUGAUUUUAUCUGAACCCAGUCAGCUGAGGGGAAUUAUGUGGCUGAUACUUGGUUUGCCCUGACCCUUUCUUUAGAAGUGUUUUUUCUUACAAUCCAUCAUAGUUUGUGGAUUUAGUCAGUAUGGACUAGUCAAGUUAUAUUUCCUUUUCCAAACCAAAGCUGUUUUUAAAAGCUGUCACUGCAGAUCCACUUUUGAUAAUCAGUGAACUACAAGAAGAUCCUGGAAACUUGAAACUGUGACCACAGAAUUUCUUGGCUGUUAGGUGAUGUCAAAAGGAAUUUUACCUGCAGGUGGAUUAACAGUGAAGGAAUAAAUUCAUGUGCAGGAGCUGUUCUUGAGCUGUCUACACUUUCAGUCCAAAAAAGGAGAAGAAAAAUGGUUGUUCUGAGAGAAUAUUUUAUGCAUAGUGUGUGAUGCAUAUGAAGUUUGAGAUGUGGCUGUUUCUAAGUCGUAGAUGAAAUGUGAGCGAAGAGGUGGAUUGGAGCAAACCUCAGUGAGUUGCUGGACACUUGUGAGUGAGGAUGAGUUGCUGAGGAAGGUUUUUUGCAGUUCUUCUCGCUGUGGUUUGUGUAGCACCUUUUGAGUCUCUUGCCUGCUGCACUGGAGGAUGCCCGGGCUGGUUUCUGUUUCACGUUGCAGUUUUCGGGGUGCAGUUUGAAUGCUCCGGGUGAUGUUUCAGAACCAGUGGAAUUACCCUGUGGCAGGGAUAGGACCCUUCAGAAGGGGUGAGGGAGAUGGCUGGGGUUUGGGAACUGCUGGAGUCACCUCAGAAAAAACCUAUUUCCUCUUGGGAGUGUGAGUCCUUCCCUGUGCAGUGUUUGGGCUCUGUAGGGUUUGCUUUGGACAUUCAGUUCUGGAGAUUUGGGUUCUUUGGCUCAUGAAAUUUUUUCAUGGUGUGCAUUAACUGUGUGCUGUUUACCAUAUUGGGACAACCAGGAAUCUGGUGUUCCUUGGAAAAUGUUUUUAGGAAAGAAGCUAUCUUUGUUUCUAUGACAUACUUUUAAAACAAGAAAACCCUGUAAUGUUUGUACCCUUCUCAGUUUUAAGUCAUCGCUCUGUGGUAUUUUUAGUCGAGGAAAUGUCUACAUCCUUAAUUUCCAUUUCUGAAGCGAGGACUUCCUCCUACCUCUUUUGGCUGAUUUUGGUGUUCUUGUGACCCUCCUUGGCAGAAGAGAUCUGGAUAAGCUCCAUGGCAGGGUGUAAGAGCUGUUCCUCCAUGGAAGUCCAGGAGGAGCUUUCCUCCCUCAGGGAUUCUCUGUGUCCCAGGGUGUUACGUGGUAACUGGUGAGCGGAUGCUGGAGAUCUGGACUCUUAUUGGAAGUGGAUGUGCUCAUCAUCCCUCUAUUUUUAUAUUAUUUUUUGGUAGGCAAGUGGGUAAUUGAUCAGAAACUUCCAAAGAUGUUGAUGUGAUCUUAGUUUUUCCUGUUAUUUCCCCUCCAUAAUGCAGCAAACUUGCGUAUGGCCUGGGCCCUGAAAUCAUGUAUUAGCAACUUUUCUUUGAGAUCAUAAAUUACAGGAGGGAUUAAAAUAGAAUUUCCAGGAGAGGAGUAUCUUGUCAGCUGAAUAUGAUCAACCCCAUUUUGGUAGAGCAGAAAUUCUAUUUGUAUUUGUAGCAGGAGAGAGAGAAAGAAACUGUUAUUUAAAGAUGAAGUAUAACAAUGUGAUCGAGAUUUGGCAAGAGUCUGGAUGUAAAUUAUAUAUGUAAGGAUGCAACCAACUCUCACCUUUGGCAACAAAAAGUGCUCUGAAUGACUCUUUAAUACUUAUUUGAUAUUUAGUGUUCAAAAACUAUUACUUGAAAUACUUUAAGCAGCUGGUUACCUGUGAAUGGGGAAUCUUUUUUCUAUUAAAAUAUGGACUAUAAAAACCCAUUUAAAUUUUUUGGCUCCCUUGAUGGAGAUGGAGAAUCUUCCUAGUGCAGAGUCAAUGUGACAUCUUGAAUUGACAGCUGUAAUGCUCCUUAACUUGUGUCACGUCGGUAAUUGGCUAAAUUAAAGUUUACCAUGUGCCAUGGAGAAUAUGUCAGGCACUGCAGAGCUUUGGAUGUUCAGAAAUAAGAUUAUAUUGUACAUGAAUGGAAAUUUCAGGCCGUGAAAAAGGUUGAAUUCAGAUAUUUGGGCUUUUCUUAGCAUCUAUUUUUCAAAUACUCCUGUUGCUUGAUUUAUAUGAUGUUAAUAAUUAAUGGAGAGAAUGUUGUUCAGUGUUGGUAGUAAAACACAGCCUUACAGAUGUAACUUUUGUGCUGUAUUUCUAGAAGGGAUAGAAAUAAUGAUUUUUCCAUCAAUAGCUUUGUGAGUAGAGGGAGUGCAACUGAAUGAGAUUAAAGUUCCUGGGAAUUUAUGGUGUAUUUGGGAAUUUAUGGUUCUGUCUGUCACAGAAGAAGAAAAGGCAUUUGCACAUGUGGAAUUGUCUUGGAAAAUUCAGCAGUGAGUUGUUCUCAACUUGGAGAAAAUACAUUCAUUGUUUCUGUUCAUUCCAACAGCAUAUGUCCUUGUGCUUUGACUACAAGCUUUUGAGUAUUCUGCAACAUAAAACUGAGUGAAAAAAGAGUGAAAAAGAGAUUAGAAGAAGUGUGGAAGAGGCCCUGAGCUUUGGGGAUGACGCCUGUGUUCUGCAGAAAUGGGAAGCACAGUACUCUGGAGCAUAUUUAAAUGACCAUUACUCAAGUUGUCUUUGAUUUUAGUUUUGACCUUUGAAUUUUUUUUUUUUUUUGCUUGUAUCGCACAAAGAAUUUUUCAUCUUUUGGAGGGUAUGCCCAGCAGAUUUUCAUACUUUACAGUAGAUCUCAUCUGUGAGCUUGGCCAUUCUAGCUGGAAUUCAAGUUCUUCAGUUUUAAAGCACAGAAUUAUCUUAAAUCUGCUCAGGCAUCAACCUUCUGGCGGUUUCCUAGAAACAUGAUUGCUCGCUGGUCUUGAUCUCACAGCUUUGUGGAGACUCCUUCCCUGAUAAUGUCAAGUUCAGGCUACCCUCCGAACCAAGGAGCUUUCAGCACGGAGCAGAGCCGGUACCCGCCCCACUCUGUGCAGUACACCUUCCCCAGCACCCGCCACCAGCAGGAAUUCGCCGUUCCCGACUAUCGCUCGUCUCACCUGGAGGUCAGCCAGGCCACGCAGCUCCUGCAGCAGCAGCAGCAGCAGCAGCAGCUCCGGCGCCGGCCCUCGCUGCUCUCCGAGUUCCACCCCGGCUCUGACAGGCCUCAGGAAAGGAGAACUGGAUAUGAACAGCAGUUCCAUCCAGGUCCAUCUCAGACUGAUCAUGAUUCUCUGGAAUCUAAGCGACCACGCCUUGAGCAAGUGUCUGAUUCCCAUUUCCAGCGUGUCAGUGCAGCCACUGUCUUGCCUUUAGUGCAUCCUCUGCAGGAAGGGUUGAGGUCUGCAGAUAUUAAGAAGGACCCAGCUUUUGGAGGAAAGCAUGAGGGACCAUCUUCUCCAAUUUCUGGUCAGCCUUGUGGGGAGGACCAAAAUGCUUCACCUUCCAAGCUGUCAAAGGAAGAAUUGAUCCAGAGCAUGGACCGCGUAGAUCGCGAAAUUGCAAAAGUGGAGCAGCAAAUCCUGAAACUGAAGAAAAAGCAACAACAACUUGAAGAAGAAGCUGCUAAGCCUCCCGAGCCGGAGAGGCCGGUGUCCCCUCCUCCUGUGGAGCAGAAGCACCGCAGCAUCGUCCAGAUCAUUUACGAUGAGAAUCGGAAAAAAGCAGAAGAAGCUCACAAGAUUUUUGAAGGUCUUGGUCCAAAAGUUGAAUUGCCACUUUACAACCAACCCUCAGACACCAAGGUCUACCAUGAAAACAUCAAAACAAACCAGGUGAUGAGGAAAAAGCUGAUCCUAUUCUUUAAAAGAAGGAACCAUGCACGAAAACAACGGGAACAGAAAAUCUGUCAACGCUAUGAUCAGCUGAUGGAGGCAUGGGAGAAGAAAGUGGACAGGAUAGAAAAUAAUCCACGCAGGAAAGCCAAGGAGAGCAAAACACGGGAGUACUAUGAGAAACAAUUCCCAGAAAUCAGGAAGCAGAGAGAACAGCAAGAAAGAUUCCAAAGAGUUGGCCAAAGAGGGGCUGGCCUUUCAGCAACCAUUGCCAGAAGUGAGCACGAGAUUUCAGAAAUCAUCGAUGGGCUCUCUGAGCAGGAGAAUAAUGAGAAGCAAAUGCGGCAGCUCUCCGUCAUCCCUCCCAUGAUGUUCGAUGCGGAGCAGAGAAGGGUGAAGUUCAUCAACAUGAACGGCCUGAUGGAGGAUCCCAUGAAAGUUUAUAAAGACAGGCAGUUCAUGAAUGUCUGGACAGACCAUGAGAAGGAGAUUUUUAAGGAAAAGUUUGUCCAACAUCCCAAGAACUUUGGUCUAAUUGCUUCCUACUUGGAACGAAAGAAUGUUCCUGACUGUGUAUUAUAUUAUUAUUUGACCAAGAAAAAUGAAAAUUAUAAAGCCCUUGUGCGAAGGAAUUAUGGCAAGCGCAGAGGAAGAAACCAGCAACAGAUUGCUCGUCCUUCUCAAGAAGAAAAGGUAGAAGAAAAGGUAGAAGAGGAAAAAUCAGACAAAUCAGAAAAGAAAGAGGAGGAAAAGAAAGAUGAGGAGGAGAAGGAUGAGAAGGAGGAAUCUAAAGAGAAUACCAAAGAAAAGGACAAAACUGAAGUUGCACCAGAGGAACCAGAGGAAAGGGAGCAGGCAGCUCCUCGGGGCCGAAAAACCGCCAACAGCCAAGGUCGGCGUAAGGGCAGGAUCACCAGAUCAAUGACAAAUGAAGCUGCACAGGCAAAUGCUGCUGCAGCUGCAGCCACUGAAGAGCCACCACCACCUCUGCCACCCCCACCAGAACCUUCUUCUACAGAGCCUGUGGAGACAUCCCGCUGGACAGAAGAAGAAAUGGAAGUUGCUAAGAAAGGUCUAGUGGAACACGGGCGAAAUUGGGCAGCGAUUGCCAAAAUGGUUGGCACAAAAAGUGAAGCUCAGUGUAAGAACUUCUACUUCAACUACAAAAGGAGACACAACCUGGACAGUCUCCUCCAACAGCACAAACAGAAGUCUUCGCGAAGGCCCCGAGAGGAGCGAGAUGUGUCCCAGUGUGAGAGCGUGGCUUCCACCGUGUCAGCCCAGGAGGAUGAAGACAUUGAAGCAUCUAAUGAAGAAGAGAACCCAGAAGACAGUGAAGGUGCUGAAAAUAGUUCUGAUACAGAAAGUGCUCCAUCUCCAACUCCAGCAGAACCUGCUAAACCAACUGAAGAAACUCCAUCUGAGCCUGCUGCUCCAAAAGUAACCACUGAGGCCCCAGCAGAGCAGGAAUCUGCCAUUAAACCUGCAGCCAGCACAUCUCCCUCCUUACCAGCCCAAAGUGUAACAACAGCUGAAACUCAGAACCCUGAGCCCCAGGUCAAGGAAGAAAUAAACACUGAGGCUGAGGAGCCUAUGGAGGUGGACAGUAGAAGCCAUUCAGCUGAAGCUAAGCCUGUGAUUACUCUUCCAGUUCAUACCAAAGUAGAACCUGUAGAGACUGAAAUGAGGCUACCAGAGAAUAUUCAAGUGAAAAUAGAGAGUGAUACCAAAGAGAGAGAGAUGGAGAAACCCAAGGAAAAGUCAGAACCAGAGGAGAUGGACUACAGCCUGUCCCAGCAAGUUCCUGCAGCCAGACCAGAAUCCCAUUCAGAUAAUGACUCCAGUGCCACCUGCAGUGCUGAUGAGGAAGUUGAUGGAGAACCUGACCGACAGGGUAUCUUCAGCAGAGAGUCAAAGCCCUCACUGUUAAAUCCCACUGGGUCAAUCCUGGUAUCAUCCACGAUAAAGCAAGGGCAGAUGGACCUGCAACAGCUUCACCACCGAGCUGCUGUCAUCCCACCUAUGGUUUCCUGCAGCCCCUGCUCUGUCCCCGUGGGCACCCCAGUGAGUGGUUAUGCCCUCUACCAGCGGCACAUCAAGGCCAUGCACGAGUCAGCCCUGCUGGAGGAGCAGAGACAGCGCCAGGAGCAGCUGGAUAUGGAAUAUCGGAGUGCUGUGAGCCCCUGUGGCACCUCCAAGAGCCCCAGUGUGGAGUGGGAAGGAAAACCAGUGGCCUAUAUGCCUUAUGCUGAGGUCAAGAGAAUAGAACAGGAAGCACAAGUGCAAAAUCCAGCCACAAGGUCAGCAUCACCCUACAGGUUAUCUCCAAGAGAAGUCAAUAAAGCCUCUCCCCAGCCUGAGAUGAAUGCAGCUCGCUACAGUGUCCCUCCAGUUCUCCAGCCAGCCCCUCACCAGGUGAUAACCAAUAUUCCUGAAGGAGUUCGCCUGCCCACAACCAGACCCACCAGACCACCACCACCUCUCAUUCCAUCCUCCAAAACCAGUGUGCCAUCAGAAAAACCUUCCUUCAUCAUGGGAGGCUCGAUCUCACAAGGAACACCUGGCACUUAUUUAACGUCCCACAGUCAAGCUUCCUACGCCCAAGAAACUGCAAAGCCAUCAGUGGGUUCUAUAUCCCUUGGGCUGCCAAGGCAGCAAGAGUCAGCCAAAUCUGCUUCCCUGCCCUAUAUCAAACAAGAAGAAUUCUCACCCAGAAGCCAGAAUUCCCAACCUGAGGGACUCCUGGUCAGGGCACAACACGAAAGUGUGGUGAGAGGUACCACAACGAUACAGGAGGGGAGUAUAACACGAGGAACUCCAACUAAUAAAGUUUCAGUUGAGAAUAUUCCUUCUUUGAGAGGCUCCAUAACUCAGGGUACCCCAGCUCUGUCCCAGCCCGGCAUCGCCGCCGACGCGCUGCUGAAGGGAACCAUCACCCGCCUGGCCACCGAGGACAGCAGCCCAGAGAAGUGCAGGGAGGAGGCCUCAGCCAAGGGCCAUGUCAUUUAUGAAGGCAAAAGCGGGCAUAUUCUCUCUUAUGAUGCUAUUAAAAAUGUCCGUGAAGGAACAAGGAGUCCCAGAACUGCUCAUGAGAUUGGUUUAAAGAGAACCUAUGAUACAAUGGAAGGAAAUAUAAAGCAGGGGAUGUCACUGAGGGAGUCUCCAGGGUCUGCACCACUGGAAGGUUUAAUCUGCCGAGCGCUGCCUCGGGGUAGCCCACACGCUGAACUGAAGGAGAGAACAGUCUUGUCUGGCUCUAUAAUGCAAGGCACACCAAGAGCAACAGCUGAAAGUUUUGAAGAAGGUUUGAAGUACCCCAAGCAGAUCAAGAGAGAGUCACCUCCCAUCAGGACGUUUGAAGGAGCCAUCACCAAGGGCAAACCCUACGAUGGGGUCACCACCAUAAAGGAGAUGGGUCGCUCCAUCCAUGAGAUCCCAAGGCAGGACCUCUUAAGCCAAGAGAGCCGCAAGACUCCUGAAAUGGUGCAGACAAGCAGGCCAAUCAUAGAAGGCUCCAUAUCUCAGGGCACACCCAUAAAAUAUGAAAGCAACUCUGGCCAGUCUGCCAUCAAACACAAUGUAAAAUCUUUAAUCACUGGACCAAGCAAGCUGCCCCGGGGAAUGCCUCAGCUGGAAAUGGUGCCAGAAAACGUCAAGGUGGUGGAGCGAGGAAAAUACGAAGAUGUGAAGACCGGGGAUGCCGUGCGGUCCCGUCACACGUCCGUAGUCAGCUCUGGUCCCUCUGUUCUCAGGUCAACCCUUCAUGAAACUCCCAAAUCACAGCUGAGCCCUGGGAUUUAUGAUGAUACAAAUGCUCGGAGGACACCUGUGAACUAUCAGAGUCCAAUGUCCAGGAGUUCACCCAUGAUGAAUAGAGUUAGUGAGGCUGGAGUAUCUUCUGGGAAGUCAGCAAAUCACGAAAGGAAGAACACACUUACUCCAACACAGAGGGAGAGUGUGCCAGCAAAAUCUCCAGUCCCAGGGGUUGAUCCUGUAGUGGCUCACAGUCCUUUUGACCCUCACCACAGAGGAGCAACUCCUGAAGUCUACAGGGGUCACCUCCCUCCCCAUUUAGAUCCUGCUAUGCCAUUUCACAGGGCUCUGGAUCCUGCUGCUGCUGCUUACCUGUUCCAAAGGCAGCUGUCCCCCACGCCGGGGUACCCCAGCCAGUACCAGCUGUAUGCCAUGGAGAACACGCGCCAGACCAUCCUCAACGACUACAUCACCUCCCAGCAGAUGCAAGUCAACCUCCGGCCUGAUGUCACCAGGGGAUUGUCCCCCAGGGAGCAAACUUUGGCACUGCCUUAUGCAGGAGCACGAGGAAUCAUUGACCUGAACAAUAUGGCCCCCACUAUCUUAGUGCCUCAUCCUGGAGGAACCAGCACCCCACCCAUGGAGAGAAUCACAUAUAUCCCUGGCACCCAGCUUACCUUCCCUCCCAGGCCUUACAACCCUGCUUCUCUGUCACCAGGACACCCCACACACCUGGCAGCUUCUGCAGCUGCAAAUGCUGAAAGGGAACGGGAAAGGGAAAGGGAGAAGGAACGGGAAAGGGAGAGGGAACGUGAGCGAGAGCGGGAGAGAGAACGAGAACGAGAGAGGGAGAGAAUCACCUCAGUCCCUGCUGAACUCUAUCUCCGACCAGGUGCAGAGCAGCCCGGCAGACCAGGCAGUCACGGAUACGUCCGGUCCCCAUCCCCCUCUGUCAGAAGCCAGGAAAACAUUCUGCAGCAAAGGCCAAGUAUAUUCCAAGGAACCAAUGGGACAAGUGUAAUCACACCUUUGGAUCCUGCUGCUCAGCUACGUAUCAUGCAGCUCACCCCUGGAGCUCCCUCUAUCACUCAAGGCUUGCCAGCUUCCCGUUACAACACUGCUGCUGAUGCCCUGGCAGCACUCGUGGAUGCUGCAGCCUCUGCCCCUCAGAUGGAAGUUGCCAAAGCAAAGGAGAACAAGCACGAAGGAACCAGGAUAGAGGAGAACAUGGGCCGCAGGUCAGCUGUGGUGACUGAGCAGCAGCAGAUGGAGCAGAAGACCCUGGAGGUAGAAAAGAGGCCUGUGCAGUGCCCCUAUACAUCUGCAAAUUACUCUGGUGGCAAGUCCCAGGGACAGACUUCAUCAGUAGUCUAUUCAGAGGCUGGUAAAGAGAAAGGACCUCCUCCUAAAUCCAGGUACGAGGAAGAGCUGAGAACUCGAGGAAAGACCACAAUUACUGCUGCUAACUUCAUAGAUGUGAUCAUCACUCGCCAGAUUGCUUCAGACAAGGAUGCUCGAGAUAGGGGCUCUCAAAGUUCAGAUUCUUCCAGUAGUUUGUCCUCACACCGGUAUGAAGCUCCUGGAGAUGCCAUUGAGGUGAUCAGCCCUGCAAAUUCACCUGUACCUGCUCAAGAAAAGCUACAGCCCUAUCAACAAGAGACACCCAAACCAAGCCAGGCAGAGACAGCUGACCCCAACAGGCCAUACGAGGGCCCCAUUCACCGCUACAGGACACAACAGGAGCCCCCCUCACCCCAGCAACCUCCACCUCCCUCUUCCCAGGCAGAGGGGAUGGCACACGUGCCCAGGACCCAUCGGCUCAUCACCCUUGCUGAUCACAUCUGUCAAAUUAUCACACAAGACUUUGCUAGAAACCAAGCAGCUUCUCAGGCCUCUUUGCAGCCUCCCACCACUACAUUCCAGAAUUCCACCCCUGCUCCAACGCCUGUUUCUGGCCGGGCAAAGACUUCGAACCGCUACAGCCCCGAGGCGCAGCCCCAGCCCGUGCACCACCAGCGGCCAGGGGCCAGAGUGUCCCCUGAGAACCUCUCUGACAAGGCCAGGGGAAGGCCUGGAAAAUCUCCAGAGAGGAGUCAUGUCCCCUCAGAGCCCUACGAGCCAAUCUCGCCACCUCAGGUCCCGGUUGUACAUGAGAAACAGGAAAAUGUUCUUUUGCUUUCCCAAAGAACUGAGCCUACUGAACAGAGGACUGACUCUCGCUCUCCAGGCAGUAUCAGUUACCUGCCUUCGUUUUUCACCAAACUUGAGAACACUUCACCAAUGGUGAAAUCCAAGAAACAGGAGAUAUUUCGAAAGCUGAACUCAUCUGGUGGAGGUGACUCUGACAUGGCAACUGCUCAGCCAGGGACUGAAAUAUUCAAUUUGCCAGCAGUCACUACCUCAGGUGCAGUCAGUUCUAGGGGUCACUCCUUUGCAGAUCCUGCCAGUAAUCUGGGUCUGGAAGACAUUAUUAGGAAAGCACUGAUGGGAAACUUUGAUGACAAGAGUGAGGAGCACGGAGUCGUCAUGUCCCAGCCUCUCGCGGUGGCUCCGGGCAGCUCCGGCGCCGCGGUACCGGCGAGUAACGAGACACGUAGGGAAGAAGCCAAUCCAUCUCCAAAUUCAGGUGGGGCAGUCAGCAAGCAGAAGCUCAUCGGCAAGUCAAACAGUAGGAAGUCAAAGUCUCCAAUUCCUGGGCAGGGAUAUUUGGGAACUGAAAGACCUUCCUCUGUCUCAUCUGUACAUUCAGAAGGGGACUACCACAGACAGACUCCAGUGUGGGCCUGGGAAGACAGGCCUUCAUCAACAGGUUCCACCCAGUUUCCGUACAACCCUCUGACCAUGAGGAUGCUGAGCAGCACCCCCCCGACCUCCAUCGCCUGUGCCCCCCCGUCCAUGAGCCAAGCAACCACUCACCCACAGAACAGGAUCUGGGAGCGAGAGCCUGCACCACUGCUUUCAGCACAAUAUGAGACUCUGUCUGACAGUGAUGACUGAACUAUGCAGAUUUUUUUUUUUUUUUUUAAUUUGCGGGUCAAAAAAAGAAAUCUAUUUUUGACUUGUGCCCACAGAGACUUUCCAAGAGAGCAAGGGCCACACAAUGAAGAAUUGCUGGAGAGUCCGUGAAAUGCCUUCUGCACAGGCUGUGUGUUGGAGGAUUGUUGUCGAGAAGGUUGACUUACUUAAAGAUAAAUAUGUAAAGAGUUUUUAAAAAUGUGGACUAUUCCUGCUCUACAUCUAUUUGUAAAG